Molecule: messenger RNA, 3238 nt
Organism: Brienomyrus brachyistius
Lineage: Eukaryota; Metazoa; Chordata; Actinopteri; Osteoglossiformes; Mormyridae
Product: cytoplasmic polyadenylation element-binding protein 1-like
Biological process (GO): negative regulation of cytoplasmic translation
Cellular component (GO): cytoplasm; nucleus; neuron projection
Molecular function (GO): mRNA regulatory element binding translation repressor activity; ribosome binding; translation factor activity, RNA binding
Source: RefSeq, a predicted model, not a curated record
AUGGCAGUCUCAGCAGGCGCGGCUGCAGCUUGUCUCCCAGACUUCUCCGGCGUACCUGAGGAGCAGGAGCAGUGCGCUCGCCUUCGUCCGCGGUAUUUAAAGGAGCCCCGUCCUCCCCCUGCCUCCUCGGCUGGAGAACAGCGCCUGCAGGCUGUCCUCAGUCCCCAGCCCACGCCCACAGACCUGCGGGACUCGGACGCCACUGCAGUCCUCUGCAGGAUGCUUUUCCCCAGUAGCACGCAGGACUCUGCCCGGGUGCUGCCCGACGGCAGGGACCGUGACCGGGGCCUGCACUCACUCAGCCUGCCUGGGUGGGAUCGCCCCCGGAGCGGCCAGAGCACAGAGACGUCGCUGCAGAAGGGCACCCCCUCCAUGUUAGGCAUGCCCAGCAGCCCUCUGGGUAGCAUCCUGGGAAAACCCCUGGGCUUCCCCUUCAACGGGCCUGUCAGCACUCCCGACUUCCAGGAGAGGUUCUCCAACAUGGCCCGGCUCAGCUCGCGGCUGGAGUCCCACUCCUUGCUGGACUCCCGCUCAAGCAGCCCAGUGGAUUCAGAGACUAGUGGCUUCAGCUCAGGGUCUGACCACCUCUGCGACUUGCUGUCCUCCUUGAGGAUCUCCCCACCACUGCCGUUCCUCAUGUCCAGCAUGCAAAAGGAUGCCAUCAAGUUGGCCGUCAGCUCUCACUUGGACCAGGACAGUUCCCUUCUGGCCCCCUCCCCAAGCACCGGAUAUGCCAACGCCCCACCUAAGCGCUGGCCUGGCGCCUCCGUGUGGCCAGGCCCGGACACCCAGGAGGCAACAGAAGAUCCGUUCAGCAUUGAGAGAGAAGCUCGACUUCACAGACAGGCUGCGGCUGUGAACGAGGCCACCUUGACAUGGAAUGGACAGCUGCCUUCCAGGAGCAAUAAAAAUGCCCAGUACUCCUGCAAGGUGUUCCUGGGGGGAGUUCCUUGGGACGUCACCGAAGCUGGACUGAUAAACACAUUCAGCGCAUACGGGCCCCUGAGUGUCGAGUGGCCCGGUAAGGAUGGCAAGCACCCACGCUGCCCACCCAAAGGGUAUGUUUACCUGGUGUUUGAGUCGGAGAAGUCCGUGCGUGGGCUGCUGCAGGCCUGCACCCAGGACAUGCUCCACCCAGAGGACUACAGCGAGUACUACUUCAGGAUGUCCAGCCGCAGGAUGCGAUGCAAGGAUGUACAAGUGAUUCCCUGGGUGAUUUCAGACAGUAAUUAUGUGCGCUGCCCAUCACAACGCUUGGAUCCCAGUAAGACAGUGUUUGUGGGAGCUCUGCAUGGCAUGCUCAACGCUGAGGCACUGGCCAUGAUCAUGAACGCCCUUUUCGGAGGAGUGAUGUAUGCUGGGAUUGAUACGGACAAACACAAAUAUCCAAUAGGGUCUGGGCGUGUGACCUUCAACAACCAGCGUAGCUACUUGAAAGCGGUGAGCGCAGCCUUCGUGGAGAUCAAGACGCCCAAGUUUACCAAGAAGGUUCAGAUCGACCCGUACCUGGAGGAUUCUAUGUGUCACGUGUGCAAUCGGCAGCCUGGACCUUUCUUCUGUAGAGACCAGGCUUGCUUCAAGUACUACUGCCGCUCCUGCUGGCACUGGCAGCACUGCAUGGAGGCCCUGAGCAGCCACCGGCCCAUGAUGCGGCACCAGAAGAACCAGGACUCCAGCUAAGCAGCUGCCCAGUAGUCACAGCUCACUCAUGACCUCGCAAGCGCCCCCCUCCCCCGACACCCCCAAUGCUCCUCCCACAUACCCUACCCCCCCCCCCCCCUCAAAAAAAGGAAGCAGAACUAGAAAGCUGGUUGCAAUGGCGUGGAGCCUGGGGGGGGGGCAUGCCGUCGGAAGUUCAUGAUUGCACUUGCUGUUUGUCCCCGGAGGCACUAUGCAGAGUGAGGCGUCUGGAUGACUUACUGAACCCACCACUUAUGCAGAUCACAGACCCCUGGGCGUAAGCAGAAAGAGGAAGGUGAUUCAGGUCAGGGUUCAGAAGGUGUUCACAAAAAAAAAAAAACACCUUCCCCUUGAUUUUUUAAUGAUUUUUUUCUUUGUUUGUGUACUUUUUUGUUUCACAUUCCUUGCAUGUUGGUAAACGACUCUGCAGACCCAUUUGCCUUUUCACGGUGGCCUCCGGCCAUUCAGUGCCUUUGCAUUCUUUUUUCUUCCCCAGCUGGUUACCUGUUUUUCCUGGGUAGCAAACUGGAGUUUCUUACUUUGAGAGAAUGAGUUAUGCUUCAUUUAACCAGUUGCAUUUCAGACAUUGUGAUGCAGUUUUUAACUAAUUUUGUACACAAGCGGUUUUAAGUGGUGACGCUGAAAACUGGAGAGGUGGCUUUUAAAUGACCCCCCCACCCCUCAGCGUACUUGUCUGAAGCUGUUGGUGUAGGUUUUUAAUCAAGUCUUUUCUCCAGCACAAGAAGAAAAAAAGUGUUAAAGCAGUUAUUUGCUUACAUUAUUUGUCCAGUUAGUUAAUAUUAACAAUCUUUGUUGGCUGCCAGUUCACCUGAGUGACCAUCAAGUUUUAAAACCAGUUAAAAUUAUGCCUCUGAAAUGGGAAUGGACGUUGACCUUUGAGAUUGUACAGUUUUAAAUUGUUGCACUUUUAAUUUGCACUUCAAAAAGGGGUAAAAUAUGUUUUUAAAUCAUUUUUCCUUUUUGUAAAUGUGCAGAAGGGCAGGUAUUGUCAAGGGCUCAGCCCUGGUUAUGACGGUUUCUUUCCUGUUUAAUAUAGAGAACACUAACUUCGCUAGAGUGAACAAAGAUCCAGAGUAGGCCUUAUGCAGCUAACCUCCCUAACCCCACCCCAACCCCCCCCCACCCCCUCGCUGCUUGUUUUUGCAUCUAUGAAGCUGUGUGCCAAAGACCUGCUGUUUUUCUCCCCUCAGACUGUUUCCAUCGCUUGUGUCACUUGCCUCAGCUGCUUUUUAGAGUUUCCAAAGUCUCUACCUCAUUGUUGUCUACUGUCCUUGCUGCAUUUACCUACAAAUCUGGAGGAUGAUGUGAAUUGGCACAAUAAAAGUGUGUAAGCAUUGGUCUCGCCUUUGGUGGUUUCUAGCAGGAGCCCCGCAGUGAAAAUGUUUUGCACAGUAUAUGCAUUGUCACUUUCAUUAGCUAUGAAUGUUCACUGUUAUAGCACAGUGAGGUUCGCCAGCCUGCCGGAUUCAUGUAUGUGGCUAAUGCAGUACAAACCGGUGCCGGGGAAUUGUAAGUGUAUAUAAAUAAAAGACAGAAU